CUUGCGCAGCGCAGCGAGCACCGAGUUCGAGUUUGUUCCAUUGCUUUGCUGAUUGCUGUUACAGCUGCCAUACAGUGCGAGUUUGGCAGUAGAGGUGAAAUUGGCUCCAUUGCCAAUCUAAUGGAACAUCGUUCUUUUGAGCAAGUCCCGUCAGCUGUAGUGCUCAAUCAUCUAAACAUUCGCGUGAAACGUGAUAAUUGUCGUAAACAACAAAUUCUGCUCCUGCUAUUAUGUUGUUUAAACGGAUCAUUGAAGGAAAGUCGAUGUUGAACGUUGAAACCACCAAGUCCAAGUCUCCGGAGAAAUGUUCCAGAAGGCGGUCUGAAUGCGAUGGGUGUGGGGAACAUUCCACUAUUCUGGAAGAAAUGAUCAAGGUGGUUAUGCUGGGAGUUGUGCUGUGGGCGGGAGUAACGUUUGGGAGCCAUGUUGCUCCUUACCCGCUUAACUUAAUAUUGAAUUCUGAUAAUCUUCACCCACCUCCAAUGUAUGACUUCCCAUUUCCAAGUGCAGAGAUGUUAAAAAGACUUCCCCCUAUAACUGGAAUCCAAACCAACAAGUCGAUCACUAUUAGCAAAUUUUCAGUUUCAUUGUUGGAGAGGCUAGAACAGAAUCUUAACGCUGCUGGGAUCAUUCCGAGAGCAGGAUCACCAGGAAAGGGAUUCAUGAUCCAAGGUCUCCCUUCUGACGACGCGAUGUUUUAUGAAAAAUCGUGUAUGAUUAUCACAAAAGCGUCACAGAAUCUGGUUGUAACUCGAUGCACAAGAUACGGUUUGGCCAAGGACGAGUGUGCGAGUUAUGUUAGUACUUUGAACUUGCGUGGUAGUGAAUAUGGGCCAGAGUGUGCCGCGCUUGAAAGGCUGGCGUGCCGUUCUAACAAGUUAUCAUCACGUUAUCGGUCCUUCGAUGGUUCGUGUAAUAAUCCUGUACGGUCUUCCUGGGGUCAAUCACUAACUGGCUACAAGCGUCUCUUGCAUCCAAGAUAUGCUGACGGCAUCGAAGAGCCUCGCUCUUCUGCAAACAAUAAGCCUUUGCCGUCUGCCCGUUUAGUCAGCACAAAACUUACCAGUAACUUAGAUCGACCUGAUGACAAAAAGAGCAUUGCCUUGCCCAUUUGGAGUCAGUUCAUUUACCAAGACUUGGUUCACAUUCCCGUAAGGAAGACAAUCCAUACCCACCAGGCGAUCCGCUGCUGUGACAAUGAUGGCUCAGCGCUAUCACCUCGCUACCUGCAUCCGAGCUGCAUGCCCAUAUCUGUACCUUAUGAUGAUCUCUUCUACAAAAAGGAAUAUCAAACCUGCAUGGAGUAUACCCGAUCGGCCACAACCUACAGAGGAGACUGCAGUUUUGGUGCUUCAGAACAGAUGAACCAAGCCACGCAUUUCAUGGACGGGUCCCAGUUGUACGGCACGAACGGUCGCGAGGCGGCGGCGCUCCGCGAGAAGGAGGGGGGUCUGCUCAAGACCUCGGGCCCCGGCGCGAAUCUGCCGCCGUUGUCUGCUGACCCUACUGCGCAGUGUCUCGUGGCCGGCCGUGGCGAUACCUGCUUUAAAGCUGGUGACAUCCGCGUGAACAUGCACCCAUGGCUGACGAGCAUGUACGCGCUGUGGGUGCGCGAGCACAACCGCGUGGCGCGCGCACUGGCGGCGCUCAACCCGGCCUGGAGCUCCGACCGCCUGUUCCACGAGGCGCGCCGCAUCGUUGUCGCGGAGAUGCAGCACAUCACCUACGCUCACUGGCUACCCGCCCUCACUGGUAAACCAUUCGAUGAGCUGUACGAGGGUUACGACACGGGCUACAACUCCGACGUGAACCCGACCGUCAGCAACUCGUUCGCCACGGCCGCCUUCCACUUCGUGCACACCAUGCUCGACCAGGACAUCGAACUGGUGGACACCAACGACGAAGUCUCGUCACACCGCCUCAAGGAUACGUUCUUCAAGCCCACCAUCGUGCCCGGCAAUCUGGAGAAGAUCCUGAAAGGCAUGGCGGCGCAGAAGAGCCAGGGGAUGGACUUGAACUACGAUGAUGAUGUGCGAGACGGCUGGCUGGGAGGGCUGGACGCGUUGGCGCUGGAUGUGCAGCGCGGCCGCGACCACGGGCUGCCGGGCUACGCGGCCUACCGCGCGCUCUGCGGCCUGCCGCUCGCCACCACCUUCCAACACUUCACCGAUCUCAUCCCGCUGGAGGUGGUGGACAAGCUAAUGGAAGUGUACGAGCACCCCAGCGACGUGGACUUGGUCGUGGGUGCCAUGGCCGAGACUCCUCUGCCCGGCUCUUCCUUCGGACCAACCUUCACGUGCCUUAUCAAGGAGCAAAUGUGGCGCACUCGCUACGGCGACCGCUACUUCUACUCGCACACUGACGAGGCCGGUAGCUUCACCAAGCGUCAGCUGGCCGAGCUGAAGCGCGCCUCGCUGGCCCGCCUGCUGUGCGACAACGGCGGCCUCACCGCCGUGCAGAGAGACGUCUUCCAGCCGAGCUCCCCCAGCAACCCUAAAGUUCCUUGCGACGAGAUCAAGAAGGUGAACCUGGAGGCUUGGCAGGAGGCUGGGCAGCCGGACCUGCUGUCGCGCACCACCAAGUGGCUCAAGACGCGCGUGGCCGACCGCGCCCAGUAGCUGCACGAGGGCGACGACGUCACGAGGGGCUUGUAGUACUUAACGUAUUGAGAAUCAAGUCUAUGCGCAACCGCGCAACCCACAAAUGAAGAGUCUGUUGAUAAACAUCAUAGAUUAUCAACGUUCUACAAUUAUUCGUCACGUCGUCCUUUGUGCCCAUGCGAUACCUAUUUAUUAGUAUUUACGUAACGUGUCUGCCUUAAACAGUUAUUUUAUAAUUUAAUUAUCUUUGAUUGUCAUAUAGUUAUACAAUUUUCAUGUCGUAGAUAUCUAAGCGUAAAAAAUGUAUCAUAAUUCGGCGAAAAUUAAAUUACGAGAUUUUUUAAUGUUUUGAAAGUGAGUUUUGGUCAAAGUUUGCUCCAAACCGCACUAAGAAAAGUUCCAGUAGAGAUAUGCAGUAUUUGUGCAUACUUUACCUGCCUAGGAAUAAGUCUGCCUACGUCCUACCCCUAGUGCAGCGGCUGUGAUAGUCCCGGGCCGCGGUUGCCCGCGGACGAGUGGCUUCCUACAUUAGACCCAUAUGUUAAAAGGUCUAAGAAGCUGUUUAAAAUUGUAAAAAACCUAUUUAGUUUCUAAAACGAAUGCUUUAAAUUAUAUUGGAAUACCGGACAACUUUUACACCUGUUUUGAAUAGUUAGGUUGUAUUAUAUCUACACUACGCAGCAGCGUAUAGUGCGCUUUGCGCAGUGUUGAAAUAAUAAUUCAUAUUACUACGGUUUUCCGUAGGUAGAUUAAUACUCAUCGA
Molecule: messenger RNA, 3363 nt
Organism: Cydia splendana
Lineage: Eukaryota; Metazoa; Arthropoda; Insecta; Lepidoptera; Tortricidae
Product: peroxidase-like
Exons: 13
Coding region: 231-2618 (795 amino acids)
Biological process (GO): response to oxidative stress
Molecular function (GO): peroxidase activity; heme binding
Source: RefSeq, a predicted model, not a curated record